Molecule: messenger RNA, 3190 nt
Organism: Stegostoma tigrinum
Lineage: Eukaryota; Metazoa; Chordata; Chondrichthyes; Orectolobiformes; Stegostomatidae
Product: endothelial zinc finger protein induced by tumor necrosis factor alpha-like
Exons: 5
Coding region: 1-1752 (583 amino acids)
Biological process (GO): regulation of transcription by RNA polymerase II
Molecular function (GO): DNA-binding transcription factor activity; RNA polymerase II cis-regulatory region sequence-specific DNA binding
Source: RefSeq, a predicted model, not a curated record
AUGUGCUGGUCAAGGUUGUUGUUGGGGGAGGAUCCAGUGAAGGUUUACAAGAACGAUCCCGGGGAUGAAGGGCUUGUUGUAUCAGGAGCGGUUGAUGACUUUGGACUAUACUUCAUGUGGCAACCAGUUGUCCCUUCGCUUAAUCUGACACAGCAGGCACUCUGUGUAGAACAACAGAAAGAUAACAGCACAGGAAACCAUUCGAUUCAUCAGGCCUGUACAAGACUGUGGGAACAUCUGAAAGCUGACCUCACAAAGGGAAGCCAGUCCCGCCCUCCACUCCAGAGCGUCUCCCAUUGGUUAGAGGAACAGGCCGGCCCUCCCGAUACCCGCUCAUCCCAUUCGCUGGGCUCCCCGUCGAUCACUCAUGCUGGGCAGGCAAGACAUCGCCCCACCCCGCCAGUGUCCGCCCGAUUGGUUGGAGGACCAGACCGGUCCUCCGAACUCCGCCCUCACCCCAUUGGCCGCGGCCGCCCGUCCAUCAGCGGGCGGGUGGUCACGUGUCGCCCGCCGCCGCGGCCGCCGAUCGUUGGGCACCGUCUCUCUGUCACAGGCUCUGCUUCAGGGGAUCCUGCAAUUAACGGCCCGGGGCAGACAGGGAGCCCAGAGCGGGAGCGGAGCAUGGCAGAGCAUGAGGAGCCAGGGGGAAGGCUGGACGUGCCAGGGGGAGGCAACAUGGCCACCGGAGGAGGAGGAGGAGGUGCCGAAGGCACGGGCAAGGCCUACACCUGCCAGUUGUGCGGCCGGGGUUUCACCCAGUCAUCCAACUUGUCACGGCACAAGCGGAGCCACAGCGCUGAGCGGCCGUGCACCUGCGAGGUGUGCGGUAAGGGCUUCCUAUACCCCUCACAGCUGAAGACUCACAUGCUGGGCCACAGCGGUGAGAAGCCCCACUCCUGCCCCCAAUGCGGCAAGGCCUUCUCCCGCAUGUCGGGCCUGCUGACCCACCAGUGGGUGCACACUGGAGAGAGACCCUACACCUGCACCAUUUGCGGCAAUGGCUUCACCGACCCAUCAAGCCUCAGCGUCCACCAGCGGGGCCACACUGGCGAGCGGCCGUACGUCUGCGCCGAAUGCGGCAAAGCCUUCGCCCACUCUUCCACCCUGCUGGCCCACCAGCGGGUACACACCGGCGAAAGGCCCUAUGUCUGCCCAGACUGUGGCAAGGCCUUCACCCAGUCCUCGGUGCUGGUGGCUCAUCGCCGCCUGCACACGGACGAGCGACCCUAUAUCUGUGCCAUGUGCGGCCGAGCCUUCGCCCAGUCCUCCUCGCUGCUCACCCACCAGCGGGUUCACACUGAUGAGCGCCCCUUCGCCUGCCCGGUCUGUGGCAAACGCUUCCGCUGGCUCUGUAACCUUCGCACCCACCGGCGCACCCACACCGGCGAGCGCCCCUUUCCCUGCCCACUGUGUGGCAAGCGCUUCGUGGACUCGGGCAACCUGCAGGCCCACCGCCGGCUGCACACCGGCGCCAGGGACUUCUCCUGCACUGUGUGCGGCAAGGCCUUUGUGCAGCAGGCGGCGCUCCUGGUUCACCACCGGGUGCAUACUGGCGAGCGGCCCUACAUCUGCCCUGUCUGUGGCUGCGGCUUUGCCCUCUCCUCCACCCUUGCCAUACACCAACGCCGCCACACAGGCGAGAGGCCCUUCACCUGCACCGUCUGCGGCAAGGGCUUCUCCCAGUCCUCCGCCCGCCUCAAGCACCAGCGGGUGCACCUUGCCAAGGAAGCGGCCGGGGAACCAGCGUCCUGAAUGCUAACCACCCCCCCCACCCCCGAACCAACCCACCUUCCCCCUCCCCUUCCCCAAGCACUUUCAUUCCUUAACUGCUGAUCCUCUGACGGUGGUCGGGAAUUGAUCCUGCGUCACUAUCAUAGAACCUGAGGAUUUGUGGAGAUAUAACUCGGCUGACCGGGAAGUGGGGAGAGAGAACCGCUGUAUCAACGAUUCCUGAGGAGAGAAAAGCAGAGUUAGACCAUUAGAUACAGAAGCAAAAUUAGGUCAUGCAGCUCAUUGCUGCACAAUUCGUUCAUGGAACAACUGAACUGGAAAGCAGAUCGGAAAUGUGCUGGAGAAACUCAACGGGUCCAGCAGAACCCAGCUAGAGACAGGAACAGAGUUAACACUUCAAGUCUGGUAUGACUCCUCCACAGAACUCCGGAACUUCUUCGCUUCCCAAAGAGUAGUCAUGCUGAACUCAAAAGAACAACCCUACGUUUUCCUUUCCGUAGAUGCUGCUAGUCCUGCUGGGACUCUCCUGCAUUAUCUAUUUUCGUAGAAAAUACAACCAAAGAAGGCAUUGUCUCAGUGUCAGACCAGUAUGAUGCUUGUGAACGGCUCAGAAGAGAGGUUCAGGUGCUGUUAGGAAUGACCCUAAUAAUCUGGUGGGACCCAUUUGGGGGUGGCUUCAAGGGAGAGGGUUGGUCGUAGAGAAGCUACCAAAGGAGUCAACAGGUGGUAGGUUAAUCCCUCCUGGCUACCCACUGGUGUUGCUUUCCUCAAUGACACUGUCAUUCCCACCAGCCUAACUUCCAAUCGCUGCCAGCUGAUCUUCUACAUCCCAACCUCCCUAAAUCUGAGGUCAUCCAAAGUGGGUUCUGUUCCCCUAUCACCUUCCCCAAGACAGCUGGAGCUCACUGACUUAUAUUGGCUUCCAGCCCAGUGACAUUUCAAGUUUGAAGUCAUUCCAUUUGUGAUCUGCUAUCACCCUCUAUGAUCUCUGCGCUCUUCCUAAUUCUUGUUCAGUUUUGGAAACCUAGUCAGCAUUGAUGAGUUGGGCUGAAGGGCCUGUUUCCGUGCUGUAUAGCUCUAUGAUUCUAAUUCCACCCAGUGUGAACAUCCACUGAUUCCUGAUCACUCUUCCAUAAGUGGCCAUGCCUUCAACUACACAAGAGGCCUAAACUCUGGUGUUACCUCCCCCUCUGCCCUUGUUAAAAUCCAUCUCUCGGGCUCAAACAAGACUGUUUCAGCAAGGCACUGGUGAUCUGGCCAUAUGUCUCCCUGGGAUGUUUCUUUACAUUAAAGGCCCCAUGUAACAUGACAUUGUCAUUCUCCACUUCUGUCACUGCUCUAUCUGCAGUCUUUGUUCUGUGUUCAUGAUAUGACCUAUUAUGUGUGUGGAUUAUCUGUUUUGCAAUAAAUAAACUGCCAUCAGGUCUCUUUAACAAACAACAAAUCUUGACUUUUUGCA